Messenger RNA from Fopius arisanus, 641 nucleotides. RefSeq lists its product as uncharacterized. The coding region runs from base 63 to 518 and encodes 151 amino acids. The transcript is spliced from 4 exons. The record is from RefSeq and is a predicted model, not a curated record. Lineage: Eukaryota; Metazoa; Arthropoda; Insecta; Hymenoptera; Braconidae.
GUUUGAUUCAGUAGACGCUAUUUGAGUUCUCAUCGAACCAUCCAAAAUUACAAUCGUAUAACAUGGAGCUGUUAAACAAAAUUUCAAUUCUGUUCGGUGUACUCUACGCCAUCCAUUCAGGCCUGGGAGCUUCUACGUGCGAGCCGUCGGAGCCAAUAGAAAAAGAUUGGAAUUACGGUCUGAUUUUUUGUAGUAUAAAGUGUUACAGUGAAAUAUUUCCCAACUCAUCCUAUUUAUUCUAUGACAAGGACUUGAACAGGUGUACCUGCAUAGAUCAAUCCCGGGAGCUCAUCUUUGAUGAUUUCCAGACGGCACCUCAGAUUGAUCAAUUGAGAGAUGUGGAAUAUUUCGCUGAAAGGUGUUACGAGCAGACAUCGAGCAAUCCACAACAUUUUUACUUCGACAGAGUAGGAGGGAGAUCCGCCUGCAGGAAUCCGACGGGGGAAAUUAUCUUCGAUGAAAACAUUCCCGACUAUUCCGCAGGCACAACAGAAGAAGAGGAAGACCCUCUCUAUUAGAUCGUAUCGCCGCUCCAAUUUGGGAAAACCAAAAUGUCUCCAAUUGCAAGUGAAAAUAUAUAUUUUUAUAAACAUACAACGGAAUCCUCGAUUUGAAUUUGAACAAGAACAGCAAUUAAAUUG